CCUCCAUGGAGGGCUCGUGUAGCAGUCCUCUGCCUCACUACUUCCACGGCCACAUUUCAACAUGACUUAAGAAGCAACGCCUGGCUCUUCAGCAUCCCAGCGGUACCAAUUUACAACUUCUAUGUUUGAACAUUCCCCCCUGCUCCUCUGAAACCACUCCCCGGUACUUUCCUCCUUCAUUUCCCGGGAGAUAAAGCAGUUCCGUGGGAAUAAGAGGCUCGUUUACUUCGGGGACCCGCAUGGAUGUGGCAGCGGCAGAGGGGAUUUCUCUGCCGGGUAUCCGACUGCGGAACCGGCCGAAGCAAGUGAUGCCGAACCAGCGGAAGGUGAAGGCGAGACGGAAAAGACGAAAGGAGUUGGUGUUAAUCCAAAUCUGCUUGUUCGGGGGCUUGAUACUGGUCGUGAAGGGGUUUUCCUUCUUAGCGGAAAAUUCAGGUUUCCACGUCUCUAGCCCCAGCAGCGAGGGCCAGGAGAGAUGGGGAGGGAGGAGGCUCCUGCAGGAAGUGGAGAACAGCAGCCUGGAGGAAAUUGAGAGUGAAGGAUCUAAGAACUGCACUGCUCCAGCUCUGCACGAGUUCCCUACAGACCUGUUCACACACAAGGAGAGAACAGAGGGAGCUGUGGCCCUGCAUGUGCUGUGUACCAUCUACAUGUUCUGCGCUCUCGCCCUCGUCUGUGAUGAUUACUUCGUCCCCUCCCUGGAGAAGUUGUGUGAGCGCCUCCAGCUCAGUGAAGAUGUAGCAGGAGCCACCUUCAUGGCCGCCGGCAGCUCGGCUCCGGAGCUCUUCACAUCCAUCAUAGGGGUGUUCAUCACCAAAGGUGACGUGGGUGUGGGGACCAUCGUGGGCUCGGCCGUCUUCAACAUCCUCUGCAUCAUCGGUGUGUGCGGCUUCUUCGCCGGACAGGCAGUGAAGCUCUCUCACUGGGCUCUACUCCGAGAUUCAACUUAUUACACAUUUUCCAUCACGGCCCUCAUUGUGUUCAUAUACGACGAGGAGGUUUGCUGGUGGGAGUCUCUUAUCCUGAUUCUCAUGUAUGCAAUCUACAUCCUCAUCAUGAAGUUUAACGGCAGGGCGCAUCGCUACUUCGACCGGCGAAAGAAAGGUUCUGUGAAUCUGUCCAAUGGGCUGACAGGAAGCACUGAUCUGGAGGAUAAUGUCACGUGUGACGCGACUGCAGUCCUGCUCAAGAAAGCUAACUUCCACUGUACGCCGUCGGUGCUGAUGGUGGAUGAGCUGCUGUGUGCGUACCCCCACCAGCUGUCUUUCUCUGAGGCCGGCAUGAGGAUCAUGAUCACCAGUCACUUCUCCCCCAGGACCCGCCUCACCAUGGCCUCUCGCAUGCUCAUCAACGAGAGACAAAGACUGAUCAACACCAGUGAGACUCGGGUCAACCGCAUCACCAACGGCGACUCCGACUCCGCCGCCAAGGCUCAGGGGAGGCGGGGCUUAGAGAACGGGAUGGGCGGAGCUGAGCAGGGUCUGAACGGCAGGUGUAGACUCCAGCGACUGGAGAACGAGACAGAGAACGAGAACGAGGAUAACGAGAACAACGAGAACGACGAGGAGGGAGAGGGGGAAGAUGGAGACUCCGGCCCCUCGGUGCCUUUCAAAAUUCCAGCCGGGGCGGGGAACAAGCUGAAGUGGAUCACCAUGUGGCCGCUGUCUCUUCUUCUGUUCUUCACCGUGCCCAACUGUGCCAAGCGGCGCUGGGAGAGGUGGUUCAUGGUCUCCUUCUUCACCGCCACCAUCUGGAUCGCUGGCCUCUCCUACAUCAUGGUCUGGAUGGUGACUGUGAUAGGCUUCACUUUGGGCAUCCCAGAUGUGAUCAUGGGCAUCACGUUCCUAGCAGCAGGCACCAGCGUCCCAGACUGCAUGGCGAGUCUUAUAGUCGCACGGCAAGGUCUGGGGGACAUGGCCAUCUCCAACUCCAUCGGCAGUAAUGUGUUUGACAUCCUGGUGGGCCUGGGUCUGCCCUGGGCGGUGCAGACGCUCUGCAUCGACUACGGCUCCACCAUCCAUCUCAACAGCAGAGGACUCAUUUUCUCUGUCGGGCUCCUGCUGGCCUCAGUAUUCGUCACAGUUCUCGGUGUCCAUUUGAACAAAUGGACUCUGGACUGGCGACUAGGCUUGGCCUGCAUCAUCUUGUACGCCAUCUUUCUCUGCAUCUCCAUCCUCAUCGAGUUCAACGUCUUCAUCUUCGUCAACCUGCCCAUGUGUCGAGACAUCCACUGACCCCCUUCUCUCUCUUCUGUCUUCUUGUUCCUCAUGUCCAUGGAGGAAACCUCACAUGGCUUCCAGAUUCUCUGCACCCUGAAACCUUUUACUUUUAGACGAGCUCUAUAUGAUUUAUCUUUGGUGCAAUACACACAAGACAGAAGACAGAGGACUUUUUUUGGACUCGACGGAGGCGUGAAGAGAGAGUCCCAGCACCGGGAGGUUGGCUGGAGUGUGUGAACACCGACAGGACUGAUGCUGCAGGAGCUGCUACUGUAACUGACGGAGGAAAGAGGGGAAUCCUGCGGAGCCAUUUCUAGCUGGAUUGUUUGUUACUCUUUGUACAAGUUUGGAAUAAAAGCACACAAUUAAGGUAUUUUUAAGUCAAAAACAGGCUCUAUAUAUAUUUGAAGAUGAUAUAAUAGUAGCUGAUAUAUGGGAUUAUUUUAUGCACAACUGGAUCAGUCUUGCCAAGCUGUACGAUCCAGUGACUAUUUUGUGAUUUCAGAAAUACUCUCCAAAUGCUUUGCCAUGUCUGGAUGCUCAGUACCUGCGGACACAGCAUGCUGUACGAGCCCCAAGUCAACUUUAGCUUUGCACUGACGGAAUCCACAUAUUUAACACUUUCCACAUAUUCUACAGGCUUAUCCACGACACAUAGGCUUUAUUUUCCUUUGGUGAAACCCACAUAGGGAAGGGAUCUGCCUCUCACUGGCAUCCAGCACUGUCACUUUAUUGAUUAUUCUCUCAUUGCAAAGCGUCUACAGGUACUCUAAACAUAUAACUACUGACUUUAGAGCUCCCUCUAUUGUACAUAUUUAAGAAUUAGAUUUUGAAUUGAGUUUAACAAUGUUACUUCUUAAAGCCAAAAGUAUUUUUAGAAUAGUAGGAGUACUUAAGUGUGUGUGUGUGUGUGUGUGUGUGUGUGUGUGUGUGUGUGUGUGUGUGUGUGUGUGUGUGUGUGUGUGUGUGUGUGUGUGUGUGUGUGUGUGUGAGAGUCUCGAGAGGACCCAAGGACAUCACUGUUGCUGGGAAGACAUAAUCAUGAUUUAUUUAUGAAUUAAUUUAUUCAAAGAUCGUGUCUUACCGCCAGUUCCCGCCCUUUGGAUCGUGUACAGUGUAUUUUAACGGGACUCUUUGAAUACUGUACAGUGUACUGUAUACCUAAUAUAUAAUCUGAGUACUGGAAACUGAUUUGAUGUUGUUUAUAUUUAAGAAUAGAUAAUUUAUAAGUUUUGUAUAGUUUGAAAAGAUAUUGCAACAUUUGUAUAUUGGCACAAACCCGGUGGUUUUUUCGACGAUGAUGCACGAGAGUCUUUAACGUGGAAUAAAUGAUGAGUGAUGGUUGUGGGAGAUUGACUUUCCGAUAAGGAAGUCCGUUCUUUGAACUUUCACAACAUAACGUUUCUUAAAACACAGUGCUUUAACUCUUGUUCCAUCACUUGUAUUUUGGAGGCUUCAAAGCUAACUUGUUGCUAUUCUCCUGCUUGUCUUUGAGACAAAAAAACACCUUUGUCAGCAGUAUUGCCUCUCUGUUUCAGCAUGUGUUCAAAAUUACAAAUGUGUAAGAUAUUUUUAUUUGAUCUUAGUUUUUAGCUGAAGAAUUGUAAUGCUCAUAGGGUUAAUUAAAAGUGUCCUUCUGCGGCCACAAGAGAGCGCCGUAGAGCCGUGUUUAAUAUUCACAGAUUAUUAUACGGGAAGUGGCUUUGGUAUAUUUUCAGGUAGAGAUAAAUACUGGUGGGUUUGCAUGCCUCUUCCAUGAUUCCGAUUAUUUUGUGUGUAAUUGAAAUGCAUUUCAAGAUGAAAAAAGUAUUGUACAUAUCAGAGGGAUAUGCUAUUAGAAACACAGAUGUUGAAAUAACUUCUGAUGAGCAGUUAUAUUCCACAUAUAUACUGUAUUUAGAAUGUAGGCCUGCAACAGUUCGGCUAAUUAAUGUCGUGUUAUGCUCAUGUCUUCAACGGUGUGUAAAUCCUAUUUGUUGUUGAUGAGGACCUCUGGGCAGAGUUCAGAGAGAGGAAGAUGUUCCCAGUGGUCUUCUUGCAAUAAACUGAUUUACACACACUGAUGACUUCUGAUUACCUUCCUGUUUCACAGCAACCUAUCAGAACAAUAAAGUGAGACACAUACUGUU
Messenger RNA from Trematomus bernacchii (emerald rockcod), 4348 nucleotides. Its product is annotated as sodium/potassium/calcium exchanger 3-like. Gene Ontology annotation, biological process: intracellular calcium ion homeostasis; calcium ion transmembrane transport. Gene Ontology annotation, molecular function: calcium channel activity; calcium, potassium:sodium antiporter activity. Gene Ontology annotation, cellular component: membrane. The transcript has 17 exons. Lineage: Eukaryota; Metazoa; Chordata; Actinopteri; Perciformes; Nototheniidae. Bases 240 to 2234 code for a protein of 664 amino acids. The record is from RefSeq and is a predicted model, not a curated record.